This is a messenger RNA of Caenorhabditis angaria, 1355 nucleotides long. NCBI's taxonomy places the organism in Eukaryota, Metazoa, Nematoda, Chromadorea, Rhabditida, Rhabditidae. The record is from the annotation of a GenBank genome assembly.
AUGCGUUUGGUAAUUUUCCUCUUGGCGUUAGCUGGCUGCUCGAUUUGUGCUGCUAAUGACAACAAAAUCACUUGCUUGGUAGGAAACUUGGUUGUUCGCCACAAUGUGAUUAUUUCGAAAUCCGUAGAAAACGUGAGUUAAACUUUCAGUAGAGCCUUUAGUUUGAAAAAAAUUGAAAUUUGUGACUUUGACAUUUCGAGCCAAAUAUGUUUAGUUUUCAUAAUUUAUUUUGCUUGAAAUUUUUUUUCGUUAAACACAUGAAUUCACAUUAUCCAUAUAAAUUUUUCAUUGAAAUUUAUGUUUAUUCAAUACCUCUUUAUCAUAUACUUUUGAAAAAAAAAAUUAUAUGUUUCAGAAACUAUGCUAUGGUCUUUGCCGUAAACAAACAUUCUACAGAGAGCAAGGAUCUAUCGUUUUAUUGAGUUGUGAAGAGCAAGAAAUUUCGAAUUCAAUCAACGACUGCUCAACAAACAAGAUCGAAACAUCUUGCAUAUGUCAUGGGGACAAAUGUAACAAUGUUGAGUUGGAAGAAAAAUUAACCAAGCCGAGUGAAUUUGUUGCAAGGUAAAAAAAGUUUUUCUUUAGAAAAAUGUGAAUGUUAAGAUUCUUUUAAAAAUUCCGAUCAAAAAGAAAAUCAGUUGAGGCGAAAAAAUUAAUCAAAUAUUCCUAACGAAAAAAAAUUAAUUCUAGCAACAUCACAUGUUUUGUCGGAUUCUCGAACAACAACACUGUGACACUCGGACAAACAGUAAUUUGCCAACCUGGAGAUGUUUGCACUUCAGUUGUUCUUGGCGGUGAUUCUUCAAUAGUCAAUGCUUGUUUGCCACAAGCUACUUGCGACAAUAUGUUUCAAGAUCCAACUUUCCAAUCUGGAACAAAAUGUUUGGCAUUUUACACAGGUACGUUCAAUAUACAUCAAGAAAAAUAAAAUUUUGAAAACUUCAGAUCAACAAAUUCAAAUGUGUUGUUGUUAUGACAAUGAUUGCCGAUCAUUGGCUCCAAUAUCAAAUCCACCACCACCAUCACCUUGGAUUGGUAAAAAUGUUUUAUGCUAUCAAGGAAUUGCUGUUAAUAGAGAACUACUAAACGGCGGAAGUUUUUCACAAUGUGCUGGUGAAUGUGGAAGUGCAAGAACUAUUUCAAAAAUGAAUGGAGAUAUGUUAUGGAUUGAAGUGUUUUUCUGCGAUCCGGCUGCAAUUUUCGAUAAUUUGGACAUUUCAAAUGAAUGUAAAGACAUAAGCAACAACAAUGAUGAUGGCGAAUUAACUUCGAUGAAUACCAUAUGUGCUUGCAAUACAGAUAAAUGUUUGGAUCCAACAGUUGUGCCACCAGUUUGGCCUGGUCGUCAUCAUUGA